AAAACGCGGUUUUGGCUACGAAAUCGGCCGCAUUUCAUCGCCGUUAGUUGACACGUGAGCGGCUUCUAUUAUUUAUUUAAAAAAAUAAUAAUAAAUUCGACAAAUAUUAAAUAAUAAAAUUAAAAAAAAAAUUUAAUGCCACUUUUUUCAAUUACAAAUCUUCAUUAAAAAAAAACAUAUUUUUAAAAUUAAAAAAAAUAAAAUAAAAAUACCAGUGUUUAAAAUUUUUUUGUUCAAAUCUAUUUGACAAUUUUAUUUAAAUGUUAAAUUUGGUUUUUAAUGUGAACAAAAUGAAAGAAGAAUGAACAUGUUUGAGGAACCGUAAUUCAAUGAAUAGUGGACGGGUAAUUUGCAUUUGAAUGGAAAGAAUCCAGAAAGUUUCGUGAGCCACACGAAAAAAGAGUUACUAUCAAAAACUCUAUAUACGAAGAAUUCAACUUUUAUUUUGAGUUGGCACUUCUUUAAAAAAAAAAAAAAAAAAAAAAAAUGAUGGAAAAAGAUAUGAAAUAAAGUUGCAGAAAGUUUAUAAAAGACGAGUUUAAAUAUAAAGUGUUUAAAAGAAAGGAAAACGUGCGGAAAUUGCAAGUGAAGAUAUAGUGGUGAAAUUUCCGCAGAACAAUACACAUAUAUAAAAUUUUAUGUAUGAGUGCGAGUGUAUAUAUAUAUAUAUAAAAGUGAGGGAAAAAAAAAUAAAGAAAAGAAGAGCUCGUUAAGAGCAGCCGAGGAAAAUGUUUUAUUUGUCAUAUUCGGAAAAACUUAGCACUUUGAAGAAACUAAUACUUGGAAAGAAAAGUACACAAAAUUGUAGUAAAAAUAAUUAAGAAAUAAAAACUUGUAAAUUCAAUGUAGAAACUUCAGAUAAAGUUUAUAACUGACUUUUACCCCUUUUCUUUCUUAAAUUCCCAAAAAUUUCUUUUAAUUUAAUUUUUAAUUAUAAAAAAAUUUUUAUAAAAAAAAAUCACACAAAAAUUUCAUAUAAAGAACUCUCAUCAAAAAGUGGAUUUUCUUAAGAAAAAAUUGAUUUAUGUAUAUUUCAAGUGCAAUAACAAGAUUGCCAUUCCAUUAAAUAGAAAAAAAAAGUGCAACGUAAUAAAUUGGAAAGUUUCACUUGAUGAAUCGAUAAAAAAUUGAACAUUUCCCCAAAUGCACUGGGCCAUAAAAUGUUGUACAUUUUGAAAUAGUGUUUUGCGGUAUAAAAACAUUUUAUUGAAUCGACAAAAACGUUUAAUCUUUAUGGAACGAAAUCCUGCAUCGUUAUUCAAAAUAAUUUACAUUGAUCUCUGGUUUCAUUAUGAAUGAUUCGUGGUCACCAGAAGAAGGAGGUCCUGAUAUAUGGUGGCCACCUGUAUAUAACACUACUCACUGGUUAACCGAUAAUGAUUCUUAUAUUGAUGAUCAAGAUAUCCUUUACGAUGUUCCCGCUGGAAUAAUUGCACUUCUUAGUAUAUGUUACGGGACCAUUUCCGUCUUAGCUGUUGUCGGCAAUGCUCUUGUUAUGUGGAUCAUUGCUACUUCAAAGCGAAUGCAAAGUGUCACAAACUGCUUCAUUGCCAAUCUAGCAUUUGCUGACAUUGUCAUAGGAUUGUUUGCAAUUCCCUUUCAAUUUCAAGCAGCUUUACUACAACGAUGGAUUUUACCUCAUUUCAUGUGUGCGUUUUGCCCUUUCGUACAGGCUUUGUGUGUAAAUGUAUCAGUAUUCACCCUUACAGCGAUUGCUGUUGACCGACAUCGAGCCAUACUUAAACCUUUAAGUGCAAGACCAAGCAAACUGAAAGCUAAACUAAUCAUCGCAGGUAUUUGGCUGAUUAGUGGAGCUUUAGCAGUGCCAAUGGCAGUAGCUUUGAGGGUGAUUAUGAUUCCGGAAGGUCCUCACGCACCACAUCUAUUAAAGCCCUUUUGUCAUAAUGAAAAUAUGUCUGAAAGCUCGAUGCUGACAUACAGAGCUGUUUUAGGCUUUCUACAAUAUCUCACGCCCCUAACAAUCAUAUCGUGCGUUUACGCCAGAAUGGCUUUAAGAUUAUGGGGCAGCAGAGCUCCUGGUAACGCACAAGAUUCAAGAGAUGCCAAUUUAAUGAAGAAUAAGAAAAAGGUGAUCAAAAUGCUUGUAAUUGUCGUAGCAAUAUUUGCAAUUUGCUGGCUACCACUUCAAACGUAUAACGUACUUCAGUAUACGUAUCCAGAAAUAAAUGAAUAUCGAUAUAUCAACAUAAUAUGGUUCUGUUGCGAUUGGUUGGCAAUGUCCAAUAGCUGUUACAACCCAUUUAUCUAUGGGAUUUACAAUGAAAAAUUUAAAAGAGAAUUUCAACAAAGACGUCCGUGUAGAUCUCGAAAGUGGUCAUCGAGUCCACCAACAGACAGUUUAGAUAUGGAUAAGACGCAAAGUACUAGAGCGUCCAUUAGGUACAUUCUCAGAUAUGACUGGAGAAGACCAACAUCUAGCGGUUGUCCAGCAACAUCUUCUUUUUAUAGAAGUGCAUCAAUGAGAGAAACAUCAAGACUAAUGGUAAACGGAAAUGAAAUACCGACACGUUCUAUAAAUUCAAGUGGAUAUUCAACUCGCAAUGGACACGAUAACCAGUCAACAAUUCCCAAGACAACAGAUAGAACAACGGAGUUAUAUGUUUUCUCAUCCGGAAGACACAAACAUAGUCGAGAUCUUGCUAAUCAAGAACUUUGUUUAUAAUUUAAAUAAACACAUUACGGAUAUAACUGGAUGUCAUUUCUUCGAUAAAUGACACAGUCUAAUAGGAAAUAAAAUUAGAAAACUUUUUAUCAAAUUAUUUAAAACAUUUGAUAAAAGAAUUCUAAAAAAAAGAAAUAAUCAGUAAUUAUAAAAUUUUAGUUUUCAUAAACUAAUAAGAUUAUAGAAAAACAAAACAUUUUUAAAUAAGCCAAAGAUUAGAUAAAAUUUAAAAAUCAUUUUCCAAAAUUUUAAAUUUUUUUGUUUUUUAGCGGAAACGAAAUUUUUGAUUAAAAACAAUUUUUUCUAUUUAUUUUGGAAUGUUUUAAAACGCAGCAAAAAUAAUUAAGACUAAAAAAAACUACACUAAAUUUAUUUAAUUUAAACAUUAAUUUAAUUACGCAAUCAUUAUGUACAUAGCCUCAUAUAAAAACAUAAUUCAUAUAUAAACUUUUUAAUGUUUAGAGAUUGUUGAAUUUUUAAAGAAAAUAUUUAUUGAUAAAAAAAGCAAUAUAUUAAUUUCAAUUUUUAAGUUAUAUAAUAACUAAAAAAAAAAAAUCGUGUCAAUGUUUUUACUUUUUAAAAUAACUGCAAUCUAAGUAGAGUGUAUAUAGUUAGUAAUAAAUUUUCUUCCCAUCGGAAUUAAAUUACAAGGAUUAAAAUGAAAAUGUAUUUGUAAACAUAUUUAAAGGGUAAAUAUUACAAAAUGUUUACAAUGUCAACCCAACAAUAUUCAAGAAAUUAAAUAUGAUUUUAAUAACAAAAAAAUAAUUUCUUCAAUAAUUUUUCGUCGUUCUAUAUUGAUUUUCAAUAUUUUAUUUUAUUUCAUUAUUUCAAAUGUAAAUUUAUCAUUUAUAAAAAGAAUUUAUGUUAAAACUUUGCAAACAAUGAAAGGGGUUCAUAAAAAUAGAAGAACUAUAUUUUCAUUUCUAAAGUUUAUAUUCUGUCUGAAGAAAUGUUUUCUCGUAAAGUAUGAAAAAUUUGAAUAAUUGUAAAAAAAAAAAAAAAAAAAAAAUUCACGGGUUCUUGAAAUACAUAAUAUACUAGAUCUCAUGAACUCUUAAAACAUUCAUGAAUUUUUUACAAGUUCUUUUCUUUUUCAUUUUAAAAGAAAGGCAUAAUUUUUUUUGUGCAAUAGACAUUUGCUCAAUUAUAAGACAUGAUUAAAUUUAAAACUUAUGCCACAAUCUUUAUAUAUGUACCAAUAAAACAAUGAAGAGACUGAAAGUUACAAAUAAUUUCUAUAAAUGUAUUAUUUAACAUUAUUAAUUUAAGUUUCUGAAUUUAUUUUUUCAAGAUAAAAAAAAAAUCUGAAUUUAUAUAUAAAAUUCGAAAUAAUUUUUAUUUUGCAAAAAAUUCUACUGACAUCACUAAUAUGUCAAAAAAAAAAAAAAAAAUUCAUAAUAAAAGUGAUAAUUUUUAUAAUGAUGUAACUUUUAGAAUAGGUAUAGUACUUAAAAAAGUAUUUAAUUUUUCAGUCAACAUUUUAUAUGCAAUAAGUUAAAAUUAAAUUAGUGUCAAUGGUUGUGAUUUAAUAUUUAUUUUUAAAAUUAAUUGUAAUUUUGUAAUAUCAGUUAAUAAACAUUUAAAUUAAAUGAUGGAUUUACUUAAAAGUCAUAUAGAAAUUAAAAGAACACCGAUGUAAAUUGUGUCAAUACGAUUUUUUUAAAGAUUUUUAGUUAAUUUUUUUUCUAUUUUGUGUUCAAAAACAAAAAAAUUAAAUAAAAAUUGUAUUAAUUUUUUUUAACACAAAAUCUUUCUUGUAAUUUAUAUUAUACAGAAAGAUUUUUUGUCAAAAAAAAAAAAAAAAAUUGGAAACAUUUAAUUAAUUUAGUUGUUUUAAUCUAGUUGAUAUUAAAAAGUGGGGAAA
Messenger RNA from Leptopilina boulardi, 4550 nucleotides. Its product is annotated as RYamide receptor. Gene Ontology annotation, cellular component: membrane. The coding region runs from base 1292 to 2683 and encodes 463 amino acids. Gene Ontology annotation, biological process: G protein-coupled receptor signaling pathway. NCBI's taxonomy places the organism in Eukaryota, Metazoa, Arthropoda, Insecta, Hymenoptera, Figitidae. The record is from RefSeq and is a predicted model, not a curated record. Gene Ontology annotation, molecular function: neuropeptide Y receptor activity. The transcript has 10 exons.